AUAAACACGUAUUAUUCUUCGCUGCCCUUUAAUAUUUAAAAAGAUCGCCAUGCCGAAAGUGUCAAGCUCUAAAGCUGAUUUACUUAAGAAAUGGAUAAAGAAUGCUAAACAUUUAUCCACUGAUGGAACAGUUGUAUACUGUGACAACUCGUUUGAUUUUAGGUAUCCUCAAACCAGAAAUUCCAGAUCGAUCAACACCUUGUUACAGCCAUUCACAAGGAAAUGGAGAAACGAUGUAACGGGAAAGUGCAACAAACGUUUAUUUCAACUGCAUUUUUAUUUUGAUUUAUGCAACUUCAUGGCACAAUCAAACAUACCAUGGAAUAAAUUAGAACACCCGGCAUUCCGUAAAUUUUUAGAAAAAUAUUGUAACCGCCAUAUCCCAAAUGAAUCCACAUUGCGCAAAAACUAUUUGGAGAAAUGUUACCAGAAUCAUAGAAAACGUGAUUGAAGAACUAAGUCUUAUUCCUGGAGAAAUUGGAAACAAAAUUGGGGUUAAAUGGGAAAGUGUUUUAUCUCGCAAUCCUGGAUACCAACAAAUAAAAAAUGUUUGUUACAUUUUGAGAGGACAGAACCAAAGUGAUCCGGAUAUUAAAAUGUAGCCUUCAGACAUAGCUUCCUUGAAAUUAGCGCCGAUCACAUCAUGUGAUGAGGAGCGCCCAUUUUCGGCUUUUAAAAAUUUAUUAACAGACAAACGCCAUAAUUUAAGCAUGGAUAGUAUUAACCAGUUAUUAGUUUUAUACUGCAAC
Messenger RNA from Acanthoscelides obtectus, 749 nucleotides. Lineage: Eukaryota; Metazoa; Arthropoda; Insecta; Coleoptera; Chrysomelidae. The record is from the annotation of a GenBank genome assembly.